CCUUCGAGCCUCGAUCGGAGACAUUGUGGACUGAACACGCUCAUUCCGCCCGCGACAUCGCGUUCCCCGCUGCUACCGAUUGCCCUGAGGCAAACACUUCCCAGUUCGCACUCGAAUCUACAAUGGCCAACGAGGAAGCAGAGCGCGAGCCACGCGACGUCAAGAACCACGUGCUGUUUGAGAUCGCGACAGAAGUCGCGCAUCGAGUCGGCGGCAUCUACUCCGUCAUCAAAUCCAAGGCCCCGGUAACCACAGCAGAAUAUGGCGACCGCUACACCCUCAUUGGGCCUCUCAACCACCACUCCGCGGCCGUCGAGGUCGAGGCCAUGGAGCCCACGAACCCCGAACUUGCCGCAACAAUCCAGUCCAUGAAGGACCGCGGCAUCGGUAUGCUGUAUGGGCGGUGGCUGAUUGAAGGAGCUCCUAGAGUGCUCCUCUUCGACACCAAGACGGCGUACGGUUAUAUGAAUGAGUGGAAGGGUGACCUGUGGAAUGUUGCCUCCAUCCCGUCGCCCGAUAACGACGAUGAGACCAACGAGGCCGUCGUCUUUGGCUAUCUCGUUGCAUGGUUCCUCGGGGAGUACGUAUGCCACGAAAAGAAGAGGGCGGUCAUUGCGCACUUCCACGAAUGGCUGGCAGGCGUUGCGCUGCCCUUGACCAGGAAGCGGCAGAUCGACGUGACGACCAUUUUCACGACCCAUGCGACAUUGCUCGGUCGAUACUUGUGUGCCGGCUCCGUCGACUUCUACAACAACCUCCAGCACUUCGACGUGGAUGCUGAGGCGGGUAAGCGCGGUAUCUACCACCGGUACUGCAUCGAACGAGCUGCGGCGCAUUCCUGUGACGUGUUUACCACGGUCUCGCACAUCACAGCCUAUGAGAGUGAGCAUCUACUCAAGCGCAAGCCCGACGGUGUCCUGCCGAACGGCCUCAACGUGACCAAGUUCUCGGCGGUCCACGAGUUCCAGAACCUGCACCAGCAGUCCAAGGAGAAGAUCCACGACUUUGUCCGAGGCCAUUUCUAUGGCCACUACGACUUCGAUCCCGAGAACACGCUCUACUUCUUCACGGCGGGUCGGUACGAGUUCAGGAAUAAAGGCGUUGACAUGUUUAUCGAGUCGCUCGCCCGCUUGAACCAUCGGCUCAAGUCGUCUGGGAGCAAGAUGACGGUCGUCGCGUUCAUCAUCAUGCCCGCCCAGACCUCGUCGCUGACGGUCGAGGCACUGAAGGGGCAGGCCGUGAUCAAGUCUCUGAGAGAUACGGUGGACACGAUCGAGAGGAACAUCGGCCGACGCAUCUUUGAGCGCUCCCUCAAGUGGCACGAUGGCGAUCCGAUGCCGGAGGAGAAGGAGCUGAUUUCCAGCCAGGAUCGCAUCCUGCUCCGCAGGCGCCUGUUCGCCAUGAAGAGGCACGGGCUGCCCCCAAUCGUCACACACAACAUGGUCAACGACCACGACGACCCGAUCCUCAACCAGAUCCGCCGGGUGCAGCUCUUCAACCAUCCCAGCGACCGAGUCAAGAUUGUGUUCCACCCCGAGUUCUUGAACUCGGCAAACCCGGUGCUGCCGCUGGACUACGACGACUUCGUGCGAGGCACGCAUUUGGGCGUGUUCGCAUCGUACUACGAACCAUGGGGUUACACGCCCGCCGAGUGCACGGUGAUGGGUGUGCCCAGCAUCACCACCAACCUUUCCGGAUUCGGCUGCUACAUGGAGGAGCUGAUUGAGAACUCGAGCGAUUACGGCAUCUACAUCGUGGAUCGCCGUACCAAGGGUGUCGAUGACUCGGUCAAUCAGCUCACGUCGUACAUGUUCGACUUCACGCAGAAGAGCCGCCGGCAGCGCAUCAACCAGCGGAACCGGACUGAGCGGCUUAGCGACCUGCUCGACUGGAAGCGGAUGGGCUUGGAGUAUGUCAAGGCGCGGCAGCUCGCGCUGAGACGGGCGUAUCCCACGUCGUUCCUUGGUGAGGAGGAGGAGGAGGACUUCAUCCCGGGCGUGGAGCAAAAGAUCUCGCGGCCAUUCUCGGUGCCCGGCUCCCCAAGGGAUCGCACCGGAAUGAUGACCCCUGGGGAUUUUGCCAGCCUCCAGGAGGGUCGUGAGGGGCUGAGCACUGAAGACUACGUUGCGUGGAAACUUCCAGAGGAGGAGGACCCGGAUGAGUACCCGUUCCCGCUCACGUUGAGAACCAAGGCAUCCGGCCCUGGAAGCUCUCUGAACGGCAAGUGACCACGCGGAAUGGGACAGCCCUUUGUGUGUUUCGACGCUCUCUUCAUUCUCCACGAAGCCAGCCAAAACAUAGACCCACCACCAGCAUUCGUCCAUAGCGACAUGCAUACCUAGUAUGUACGAGCCGAAGUUAGGGGAUGUUGACCAUGUGGACUCGCGCAAGUUUGCUCCAAGACCUGCGAGGGUGUAUGG
Messenger RNA from Thermothielavioides terrestris NRRL 8126, 2420 nucleotides. Its product is annotated as glycosyltransferase family 3 protein. Bases 123 to 2228 code for a protein of 701 amino acids. The transcript is spliced from 5 exons. Gene Ontology annotation, biological process: glycogen biosynthetic process. NCBI's taxonomy places the organism in Eukaryota, Fungi, Ascomycota, Sordariomycetes, Sordariales, Chaetomiaceae. Gene Ontology annotation, cellular component: cytoplasm. The record is from RefSeq and is a predicted model, not a curated record. Gene Ontology annotation, molecular function: alpha-1,4-glucan glucosyltransferase (UDP-glucose donor) activity.